GGAAGAGGUCCGAAAAGUCUGAGGACAGCAACUAACCGAUAGUAUAUGGACAAGAAGUUGUCUGUGCAGUUGAAUGGAAGCAGAAAGGUGAUAGGCACCUUAAGGGGAUAUGACGUAUGUAUGGGACCACUUUUUAGAGAAGAGAGCCACGGGUGUGUGACGGUGCUACAACUUCUCGUGUGGAUACUCCUACUCGCAGCAUCAUGUACUAACCACCAGGUGUUUUUGAACGUGACUUUGGCAGAUGCCUUGGAAGAACAAGCCGAUGGCGAAAAGCUCAGUAUUGGGACUAUCGUUGUGAGAGGGAAUUCCAUCGUAUCAUUGGAAGCACUUGAGAAAAUCUAAUCUUCUAGCCACCAAGCUUGGGGUGGUACAAGCACAUAAUUUAAC
Messenger RNA from Suhomyces tanzawaensis NRRL Y-17324, 390 nucleotides. Its product is annotated as mRNA splicing protein. Lineage: Eukaryota; Fungi; Ascomycota; Pichiomycetes; Serinales; Debaryomycetaceae. The coding region runs from base 46 to 345 and encodes 99 amino acids. The record is from RefSeq and is a predicted model, not a curated record. Gene Ontology annotation, molecular function: RNA binding. Gene Ontology annotation, biological process: mRNA splicing, via spliceosome. The transcript has 3 exons. Gene Ontology annotation, cellular component: spliceosomal tri-snRNP complex; catalytic step 2 spliceosome; U2 snRNP.